AUGGCACCAACUCCUUCCAAAUACCAGGGAUCUCCAUUUAGACAACCAAGCAGUCCUCAGCCACAUCACUCAAGUACAAGACAAUCCUCAAUAGUAGAACUGUUAUCUACUCCUCCACCUUUAGAUGUCAAUGAAAAUGACAUUGAGCAACCAAAUUCUUUGAAUCUGUCAAGAAACCCUUCACAAUCAUCAACAUCUUCAUUGAACACCAAUUCUACUAGUCAAACGAGGGAUCCAAAAGAUUGGCAAGAAAUUAGAUUAAAUGAAUUAAUUGAAAGUGCAAAAUUAAUCUUUAUCAAAUCAGAAUUGGCCGUAGAGGAAGCUUUCAAGGUGCUUACUACCCAUAAUUUAACUUCAUUGCCAGUUGAAGAAUAUGAUGAUGAUGUUAAUUGCCUGACUUUUGAUUAUACAGAUUUAAAUGCUUAUUUACUUUUGGUAUUGGGAAAAUUAUCUGUCAAUGAACAAACAUUUGCACAAAACCCAUAUUAUAAAGACCUGGAAGAAAUCAAAGGACUUAUUGAAAAAGCUAAACGAGGUCAACAAGUUCCAGUGAAAUUCGUUUGUCAAUUAACUCCAAAGAAUCCAUUUUACAAAUUAUCAGAAUCUGAAAAUUUAUCUACAGUUAUGGAAAUUCUUGGAUCUGGUGUUCAUAGAAUUGCUAUAACGAACGAAUCAUCAACCAAAAUAACUGGUAUUCUGUCACAAAGAAGAUUAAUAAAAUAUUUAUGGGAUAAUGCAAGAAGAUUUCCAUCUUUGGAACCAAUUUUCCAAUUUCCAAUCUCUGAAUUAAAUAUUGGUAAUUCAAAAGUCAUAUCAAUUUAUGGUGAUGAACCUUUAAUUAAUGCUUUGGUUAAAAUGAAUGUUGAAAAAAUUUCAUCAAUUGCAGUUGUUGACCAUCAUAUGAAUUUACUUGGUAAUAUUUCAGUUACUGAUGUUAAACAUGUUACUAAAUCAUCACAAUCACAUAUUUUACAUAAAACUUGUCUACAUUUUAUUUCAAUAAUUUUAAAUCUGAGAGGUUUAGAAGAUGGGAAAGAUUCAUUCCCAAUUUUCCAUGUUUAUCCAACUUCAUCAUUGGCAAGAACAAUUGCUAAAUUGGUUGCUACUAAAUCACAUAGAUUAUGGGUUGUUCGUCCAUUACAUGGAUCAAAUUCCAAUUCUUCAGGUUCAACACCAACUGGUGCUUCCGUUUCUGGUACCUUAGAAUCUAAUCCAUUAAUACCUGAACAUGAAGGUAGAGCUGGUAAAUUGAUUGGUGUUGUUUCAUUAACAGAUAUAUUAGGUUUGAUCGCAAGAAGACAUGGUAAAUUUCAUGUUGAUCCAAAUCAAGCAAGAAAACAAAGAAGAAGAUCAUCAUCUGCUUCAACAAGAUCAUCUGCUUCAUAUGAGCAAUUUAGAAGAUCAAUUAGUGGGGCAUCAGAUUUAAGAUGA
Hansenula ciferrii is the source of this 1431-nucleotide messenger RNA. RefSeq lists its product as uncharacterized. Gene Ontology annotation, biological process: regulation of mitotic metaphase/anaphase transition; cellular response to glucose starvation. The record is from RefSeq and is a predicted model, not a curated record. Gene Ontology annotation, molecular function: protein serine/threonine phosphatase inhibitor activity. Lineage: Eukaryota; Fungi; Ascomycota; Saccharomycetes; Phaffomycetales; Wickerhamomycetaceae. The transcript has a single exon. Bases 1 to 1431 code for a protein of 476 amino acids.